AUGUUCCAAAUCAUAGUUCUUAUUUUAAUCAUUUCGUUACCAAAUAUUAAUUCAAAAUGCAUUUGGUAUGAAGGUAUACGUGAUAGUUAUAAUGAAGUGUAUCUCAACGGUCAACCAAAACCGUUGCCGUUGAACGAUACGAAUCUCCUCAAUGAAAUGUGUCCUCAUAUUGCCACACAAAAUGGUGCUGCACCGAAUCUGUGUUGUGACGGCAAACAGUUGACCGAAAUGCGAAAGUUCAAAUACAUGUUGGACAACCUCAUCGGUCGUUGUCCAUCAUGUUAUUACAACUUCUUACGAAUUUUAUGUGAAAUGGCUUGUAGUCCUGAUCAGGAUCAAUUUUUAUGGCCUUUGGAAACAAUCAACAUCACUCGCCCGAGCCAUAAUGGUCAACAAGCGAGUGAGGAGCAGGCAAGCAGAGCAGAUUGGGCAUUGCCAGAUUAUGAAGAUCCCGAAGAGGAAGAAGAAGAGACAAAGGCUGUCGCAAAAGUUCCACCGAAACCUAUUGAAACUGUGAAUGUUGUUAGUAAAUUACGAUACUUCCUAUCGGAAAAACAAGCUCAAGAAUUCAUUGAUUCGUGCUGGAGUGUUCGAAUCAAUUUUCAAUAUGCGAUUGAUAUUCUUUGUGGUUCAUUAAAUCGCGCUUGCGACGUGAAAAAACUCUUUCAGUACAUCGGUUUAAAAAACACGCAAUCGCCGAUUAAAAUCGAAUUUGUUUUCAUUAAUGAUACUUAUCAUGAUCGUGAACUCCAACGAACAUUUCGCCCAUCGCAAGCAACCAUGUUCGCGUGUGAUCAAGCAGUUAUUCUACCACAUGUUUCAAGACAAAAGUGUACCUGCAUGGAUUGCAAUGCGAUGUGCCCAAGGGUGUCGAACCACACUAAAACAAAAUCGAUGAUUACAUCGAAAAGUACGCUCAUCGAACGAAUGAAAGCCAAAUUGGGAGAAUUUCAUCGAAUAACCAUCGCUGCCAUCGUUCUCUACUUUCUUUUUGUAAUUAUUUUUACUAUUGCAAACGUCCUUAUGUGCGUAUGGAACGUGAAACUCAACCGAAAGGGAAAUUCCCGUUCGAGCUUUCGAAAUCGUAAAUCCAAUGAAAGCAAUGAUGAUGUGAAGAAAUUUUCUGAUCAUCAACAUGUGCCAAUUCCAACAAAAGAUGAAGAUGAAGAUGAAUCUGAAGCAUCAUUUACUGACGAUGAUAAUAACGGUUUAUUAGAUCGAUUAGGUGUGAAAAUCGAUGAUCGUCUCCAUGCGACAUUUACAGCAAUUGGCCGAUUCUGUGCUUACAAUCCAUUUUAUACAAUUGUACCUGUUUUAGCGAUACUUUUCGUUAUGUGUUACGGUAGCCGAUAUUACACAGUCACAACAGAUCCAGUUGAUCUUUGGGUAGCACCAAAUUCUCGUGCACGCCAAGAGAAAGCCUACUUCGAUGAGAAAUUUGGACCUUUCUAUCGUAUAGCUCAUUUGAUUCUCGUUCCGAAAAUCAAAGAUAACAUUGUUCUUCGUUAUAAAACUCCAUUAGAAGCAGAAGAAAAGCAUACCUUCGGACCGGUAUUCGAACGGAAUUUUCUUCUCGAUGCCUUACGUCUACAAUUAGCCGUGGAGAACUUGAACGUAACAGCUCGUUCUGGUCAAAUCAUCUCAUUGAACAAGACUUGUUACAAACCACUCGAGCCCGAUAAUAAUCAUUGCGCGAUCUUUUCUCUUUUUCAAUAUCAUCAGAAUAAUCUCACCUUUCUUCUCAACGAAUCUUUAUACUCAUCUCAAUAUCUCGAAUGUAUGCAAUCGCCGAUCACACAAGAGACCAAAUCAUUUCAACGAACAUGUAUGGCACAAUUUGGUGGGCCCGUCGAUCCCUACAUGGUUCUUGGCGCAUUUCCCACACAUGAUAAUGUUCCCGAUUACACCAAAGCACAAGCAUUAGUAAUUACGAUAACGAUCAACAACAAACGACAAGGUGAACAACUAGAAAAUGCUCUUUUAUGGGAAAAACAAUUUCUUGAAUUUAUGAAAACAUACCGUUCGGAAUAUUUCGAUGUUAGUUAUCGUGCUGAACGAUCCAUCGAAGAUGAAAUCGAACGUGAAUCGAACUCUGAUAUAAAAACUGUGGUGAUUUCGUACUUGAUCAUGUUUUUAUACAUUGCUGUUGCAUUAGGACGAAUCCGAAACUUUCGACACAUUCUAGUCGAUAUGAAAGUGUCGUUGGGCAUCGCUGGUGUUGUUCUGGUAGCAUUGAGUGUUUGGGCUAGUGUGGGCAUAUUUUCUUAUGUACAAAUACCAACAACAUUGAUUAUUUUUGAAGUUAUACCAUUUUUGGUCUUAGCUGUUGGUGUUGAUAAUAUUUUUAUUUUAACGCAAAGCAUUCAACGUGAUCAUCGAUUACCUGAUGAAGAUAUUGAAUGUCAAAUUGGUCGAAUCGUUGGUCGUGUUGGUCCAGCUAUGUUGCUAACAUCGGUUUCAGAAAGUAUCGCAUUCUUUCUCGGAGCAUUGACGCCCAUGCCUGCCGUUCGAUUAUUCAGUUUAUACGCUGGAAUGUCGGUUUUAAUCGAUUUUCUUCUUCAAAUCACCGUUUUUAUUUCCUUAAUAACUCUGGAUCAAAAACGUACUCAAAACAAACAUUUCGAUGUCUUCUGCUGUUUCAAAUCAUCCAAAGCUCACCCACCAACAGAAGUCCAAGCCAACGAAGAACUAACUCCUGAACCAGAGGGGAUCUUAUUUCGUGUAUUUAAACGUUAUUAUGCUCCAUUUAUAAUGAGCGACUAUGUUCGUCCAUUUGUUAUCUUUGUAUUUUUUACCUGGCUUGCGUCAAGUAUCGCUUUGAUACCCUAUGUGAAAAUCGGUUUGGAACAAAACAUAGCUAUGCCAAAAGAUUCGUACAUGAACGAUUACUUUACAUCAUUAAAACAAUAUUUCGCUGUUGGACCUCCCGUCUAUUUCGUCAUUAAACCCGGAAUCAAUUAUGCUCGAUUGAAUGCCAGUAAUAUGAUCUGCUCGAGUGCUGGCUGUUCGUCGCAAUCGAUCGCGAAUCAACUAGGUAUUGCUUCACUCUCUCCAAGCGAAACACGUAUCGCACAAAUCGGUACAACGUGGUUAGACGAUUAUUAUGAUUGGCUACGUCAUCGAGGUUCAACGCCAUGCUGUCGUCUGUACGACGAAACGAAUGGAUUUUGUUCAACAAAAGCACCUUCCCAUGCUCAAUGUCACGUGUGCACACAUGGUACCACACGAGAAGAGUUGAACGAACAGGAAUUCAAAGAGUUCCUACCAUUUUUCUUGAAAGAUAAUCCGAACUUAAAAUGUGCCAAAGGUGGACAUGCUGCACAUGGUAGUAGUGUAAAAUUAUUUGAAGGUAAUCAAUCAGUUGAGACAAGUCUUAUCAUGGGUUAUCACAGUCUCCUGAUUAACUCGAAUGAUUUUAUUGAUGCUAUGCAACAAGCAUACAGUUUAACAGAUAAUAUUACAAAAACAAUGAAAAACGAAGGUUAUGAUCUGGAAAUCUUUCCCUACAGUAUAUUUUAUGUGUUUUACGAACAAUAUCUAACCAUUUGGCAUGAUGCUUUUAUGAAUCUAGCGAUAUCCGCAACAGCAAUUUUCAUUGUGACAUUCAUUCUACUUGGAUUGGAUAUUAUUUCAGCAUUUAUUAUUACGUUAACCAUCACUAUGAUCACUUGUGACAUGCUCGGUAUGAUGUAUUUAUGGAAUAUUGAAUUAAAUGCCGUUUCACUCGUUAAUCUCGUCAUGUCUGUUGGUAUUUCCCUUGAAUUUUGUGCGCAUAUAUGUCGAGAUUUCGUUCUCUCAUGUCAACGCUCACGACUGAAACGUGCUGAACACGCUCUUGCUGAUAUGGGCAGUUCGGUAUUCAGUGGAAUAACUUUAACGAAAAUCGGUGGUAUUGUCGUUCUUGGCUUUUCACAUUCUCAAUUGUUUCAUAUAUUCUACUUUCGAAUGUUUAUUUGUAUUGUUUCCUUUGGUGCCGCGCAUGGUUUAAUUUUUCUACCUGUUUUACUUAGUUACAUCGGUCCUCGUCCAAACCGGGCACGGCGAUCAAGAGCAGAAUCAAUUCAAUUGCAAAAGCAAUUGUCCCUAAAUGCAACUGCAUAG
Messenger RNA from Adineta ricciae, 4101 nucleotides. The record is from the annotation of a GenBank genome assembly. NCBI's taxonomy places the organism in Eukaryota, Metazoa, Rotifera, Eurotatoria, Adinetida, Adinetidae.